This is a messenger RNA of Microcebus murinus (gray mouse lemur), 526 nucleotides long. Lineage: Eukaryota; Metazoa; Chordata; Mammalia; Primates; Cheirogaleidae. The record is from RefSeq and is a predicted model, not a curated record.
GCUAUUCACAGCCAGCCUAAUUAGUUCUUGUCUGUGCUCCCCCCGCCCCUGCAGACUGCGACUCCUACUGCAAGGCCUCCAAAGGGAAGCUGAAGAUUAACAUGAAGAAGUACUGCAAGAAGGACUAUGCCGUCCAGAUCCACAUCCUGAAGGCGGACAAGGCGGGGGACUGGUGGAAGUUCACGGUGAACAUCAUCUCCGUGUACAAGCAGGGCACGAGCCGCAUCCGCCGCGGUGACCAGAGCCUGUGGAUCCGAUCACGGGACAUCGCCUGCAAGUGCCCCAAAAUCAAGCCCCUCAAGAAGUACUUGCUGCUGGGCAACGCCGAGGACUCUCCCGACCAGAGUGGCAUCGUGGCCGACAAGAGCAGCCUGGUGAUCCAGUGGCGGGACACGUGGGCGCGGCGGCUGCGCAAGUUCCAGCAGCGGGAGAAGAAGGGCAAGUGCAAGAAGGCCUAGCGCGGACGCAGCAUGCGCCGGGCGGGCUGGGCGCCAGGGCCGAGCGCGAGCGGGAGGCCCCAGCCGCA